AUGUCUUUGCAGGCUCAGUUGUCUCUGAUGCUAGUAGUCGUGUCUAUUGGAUCUGCCUUCGUUGUGUCCUAUGAGCAAUUUCAGAAAUUCCCGGUUUCGCCACAAUCAUUCACAGCACAAGAGCCCCUCAAGAAACCUGCUCGCAGGCUUGCCAAACCAUUGAUAGGGGAUGACGGGCGGGUAUAUGCCUGUUCGGAGAAAACAUUCUAUUCUUUCCAUAAAAAUGGUUCCAUUGCUUGGACAAUAACUCUCAACUACUCAUGCAAUUCGCAUAUAGCUCCAGAGCACGGUGGGUCAAGAAAGAUAUAUUUGGUUGCAGAAAACAGAGUUCUAAAAAUCAAUCCUUUGAAUAAUGAUCCUUAUUCUACUGUACAAGAGUUCUUUGGCCCAGAACCGGGGGAAAUUAUUGGCCUCGCUGUAAGCGUAUCGAGUUCAUGUGUUAUCAUCAAUGUCAGAAACAGGGGGCUUUUUGCAUAUAGAUUGCAGGGACAACUGCUCUGGACUGCUGGCCCUGUACUUUAUCAACACGGAUAUCGUCAAGGUUGUAGGAAAAACAUUUCAGACUGUUACUUUUCAUCUAACCCCGUGAUUGAUCAUUGUGAAGCUAAUAUAUAUAUCUCAAAUACUGAAGGAGAGCUGUAUGCAUUAUCAGUACGCAGUCCUCAUUUCAAAUGGAUCCAGGAUCUUAGUUCAUUUGACACGAGAUUUACAGUCACCCCUGCAAACAAUGGCCUCUUGUAUGUUACUCUCCCUGAUCGAGCUCUACUGCUGGCACUAGAUGUUUACACGGGAAGUAUUCUGUGGCAGGGAAGCACUGGGCCUCUAAGCUCAGAAGAUUAUGCACCGGCUGUUGAUUCCAAUGGCUGGAUAUCCAUCGGCUCACUGGAUGGAUUCCUGUACUCAUUUUCACCAACAGGCUCACUUAAGAAAUUUCCUGAAGUGGCUAAUCCAAGUUUCAUCAUCCAAGUUAGUCCUAUCAUUGAUUGCUCUGGGUAUGGAGUUUAUGUGUCUCAGACAGAGAUGGAGGGAAAAGUUGGCCACACGAUUGGAGAUUAUAAUUUCAUCUCAGCCUCGAAACCAAAAAGUGUUCUGUUUACAAGAAUUGUUCCAGCUACCGGUGCCGUUGACUGGUUCGAGAGCUACCCUCCGGGUCAAUUUUCAUACAAGCUCUCUCAGAGUGAUUUGCAGCAAUUCAAGCUGGAUGAGAGUAUCAUUCUCUAUUUCUUUGCAGCUUCAAGUAUUGGAAACUCAUUGCCCUGUCGCACCACACGUCAGAAGUUCGCCUCCAGCUGCUCACAAGCUAGUGCCAAGAACAUCAGCAUCUAUACAGGCAAUGAGAAGACGAUUAUGUUACUUUUGUUGCUUGAAACUACAAUAAUGGUUACACUAGCAGCACUGGUACGAUAUUGCUGCGUAUUUUGGAAGAAAAGGAAGCUUCAAAGUCAAGGUCUUGGAAAAUUCCUGGAGAAGAGACAUUCUCUUAGGCUCCAGAAGAAAGCAUUUGAUAGGAGUAUUACAGAACUUGAGCAGAAAGCUGCAGAGGAAGCUGUACCCAAUGAAGUGCUGGAACAGCUGAGCGUUUUGGUAAAAGAAAGGGAAGGCAUACAAAGGAAGCUCUCAACAACAUAUAGUUUGGGAAGGGAUGGAGCUGGUUUGCAACCAAAACCUGUCCUCCCUUUGUCUAAUGGGAAAGCAAGGAGCUAUUCUUUCCAGGGUGCAACGAAAGAAAGUGUGACCAUCUUUCACACAUUCAGUGAUACUGAUACCUCGUCAGAAUUUGGGGCUGACGAGGAUUUGCCUGAAGAAAAAGAUUCAACAGUCAAGGGUAAGGGAAAAGCACCUGUUGAAGUACGGAGUUCAAGUGAUAAUGAGAUUUAUGAAAAGGAUCACCGGAUAAGUCCAUCAAUCUUAGCUUCAAGCUCAAGAGGAUUUCCAGAUCGUGUGUUUAGUGAACGUUCGUUCAAUGAAAUAGAAGAAGAUGGAAAAACUGACGAGGGACAGAACAAAACUGCACAGAUUGGUGGCAUGAGCAUAAGGAGGAGGGCCUUGUCUUCACUAGAUAAGAAGCUGGAGUUUUUUGGGCUUAGAACCAAAGAUACCUCCAAUGUAGUCUGACUAACGUUCUCAAGACGAUCAUUCUCAAUGUUUGUUGCCGAUUUUCCAUCAGAUAUACAUUAUAGAGACCGUAAACUCCAAUUAUGAUCAACAGAGGACAAGUCGGUCAAGAAGGCUGGUUUUGCCACCCAGAAUGAAUUUCUUGAAAUAUGCUAGUAAUUUGUUAUCCAGAAAGAAAGGGGAGAAAAAAUAAAAGGUAACUCAUAUAUCUAAUUGACUAGAUUAAACACAAGGAGAAGCAACUAUUACUAGAGUUGUUGGAUGUGAUGGAUUAGGAAGAGACUUAAAAGCACUUCUUCCGUGCAACUUACCGUAGAGUAGA
This is a messenger RNA of Coffea eugenioides, 2437 nucleotides long. RefSeq names its product protein GAMETE EXPRESSED 3. Gene Ontology annotation, biological process: pollen tube guidance; embryo development ending in seed dormancy. NCBI's taxonomy places the organism in Eukaryota, Viridiplantae, Streptophyta, Magnoliopsida, Gentianales, Rubiaceae. Gene Ontology annotation, molecular function: protein binding. Gene Ontology annotation, cellular component: plasma membrane. The transcript is spliced from 10 exons. Bases 1 to 2115 code for a protein of 704 amino acids. The record is from RefSeq and is a predicted model, not a curated record.